Molecule: messenger RNA, 2342 nt
Organism: Ricinus communis (castor bean)
Lineage: Eukaryota; Viridiplantae; Streptophyta; Magnoliopsida; Malpighiales; Euphorbiaceae
Product: probable protein S-acyltransferase 7
Exons: 5
Coding region: 640-2010 (456 amino acids)
Biological process (GO): peptidyl-L-cysteine S-palmitoylation; protein targeting to membrane
Cellular component (GO): Golgi apparatus; endoplasmic reticulum
Molecular function (GO): protein-cysteine S-palmitoyltransferase activity
Source: RefSeq, a predicted model, not a curated record
GUUAUACAAGGAAUCAGUCAUAAUCCCGUCUUUGUCCGAAUCAAGAAUAUACGUAGCCCUCCUCCUCUCAACUCUACUCACUCUUCAUCUCACUAUCAUGGCAGUGAAAUAUAUCAAUACUUUAUAACACUACCACCACUACUAUAUUAUUAUUUCCCUCUUUUAGUUGACCAGCUCGACGGCGACCGUUUUCACCAGUCAUCACGCCGCUGGCGGUGGCGGUUGGCCAGAAUCUUCCACCUCAUUCUUUAUAGCGUAAUUAUUAUUAUCAUGCGGUGAAACUGACCCCACCAAACCCAUUUGAUGUUCAUUAAUUUCUAUUUACUUUGCUGAAUGUAAAAUGGAAAAAGGAGAAACCCAAAAAAACAAGUCAAAAGAGACUUGUUCCUUUCAUAUUAAAAGAGCCGCCUUUCUUUGCCUUUUCAUUUUAGAAUUUUUUUUUUGGCUAGGCAUUUGUGAUUGUAAUUUGUAGUGGUGGAAUUGAAUUGACUUUUCUGCCUCUCUCCUCUGUCUAUCUCUCUUUCGCCGUGAUUAUUUGCUUUGCUUUGCUUUUUGCAUUUUAGAGAAACAAAAAAGGAGAUACUAUUUUUUAAAAAAACUUAGACAGACAAAGGAGAAGGAGAAAGGAGAAAGAAGGGGAUGAGAGAGAGUUAUGGGGUCCCACAGCUUCCGCACAGGACUUCGGAUCCGGUCAUCGGAGAUGCUGUCUCCGAUGAUGGGAUAGAUCGGCUUAGGACUUAUCAAGUCUGGAAAGGAAGCAAUAUAUUUUUCCUUAAAGGGAGGCUUAUAUUUGGACCUGAUGCAAGAUCCCUUCUGCUAACCAUAUUUCUUAUUGUUGCCCCAGUUAUUGUUUUCUGUGUCUUUGUUGCCAGAAAGCUGAUAGAUGAUUUUCCUCAUCACUCAGGAAUAUCAAUACCAGUCAUUGUUGUCGUCCUCACAAUAAUAGAUUUAAUCCUUCUUCUCCUAACCUCUGGAAGAGAUCCCGGUAUAAUACCGCGUAAUGCUCAGCCUCCAGAGCCAGAAGGUUAUGAAGGACAGGCUGAAGUUACAAAUGGCCAAACUCCACCGUUUCGUUUGCCACGCACAAAGGAUGUAAUGGUCAAUGGAAUAAUUAUGAAGACCAAGUACUGUGAUACAUGUAUGCUUUAUAGGCCUCCACGCUGUUCUCACUGUUCAAUAUGCAAUAACUGUGUGGAAAGAUUUGAUCAUCAUUGCCCUUGGGUUGGUCAAUGCAUUGGAUUGCGGAAUUAUCGGUUCUUCUUCAUGUUUGUCUUCUUCGCGACUAUUCUUUGCUUAUAUGUACAUGGAUUUUGCUGGGUUUACAUCAAGAGGAUCAUGAACAGUGAGGAGACGACAAUUUGGAAAGCAAUGGCUAAGACUCCUGCCUCCAUCGUGCUAGUAAUUUACACCUUUAUUUCAGUUUGGUUUGUUGGUGGCCUUAGCAUGUUUCAUUUGUAUCUCAUCAGUAGAAACCAGUCUACUUAUGAAAAUUUUAGAUACCGUUAUGACGGACUAGCAAACCCAUUCAAUAGAGGAAUAUUUGAGAAUUUCAUGGAGAUUUUCUGCUCUAGAAUUCCUCCAUCUAAAAACAAUUUCAGGGCACAAGUUCAGAAGGAGCCUGAAAUCCCACAUAGAAUGGUGAGUGGUUUUGUCAGUACAAACAUAGAAAAAUCUGUAGGUGACAUAGAGAUGGGAAGAAAGCCUGUAUGGGAUGACGCAGCAAGAGAGGUAGAUAGCUAUGGCAGAGCAGUCCGUAACGAUGACAGUUUGGAUGAGGAUGGAGCAUUGACUGAUAUUUCUCCGGAUUUAAGCAGGAUCCUUCCCCCGCAGGGCCUGGAAGGGCGUAGUGUUUUACACUCCAGGCGCUCUAGUUUGGGAAGAAGAAGUGGAAGCUGGGAAAUAUCACCUGAUGUUCUUGCUUUGGCAGCUGGAGUUGGAGAAUCAAAGCGACUCGGUGGUGGCAACUUCACAUCAGAAACUCAACAAUCCCAAACAAAUACCAAGAUGUAAAGUAAAGAGGAAAAAACAAUUACUAAAACCAUGUCAAAAAAAAACAAAGAUUAAAACGGAAAAAAAAAACAAAAAAGUAAAAAAAGGGAACCUGUUUGGAUUUGCAUUGAUUGAACGGUAAUGCUCCUGGGUAGUCAAUCCCCUUGCAUUAUUAUUCUGUGUCCCUUUGUAUGUAAGAUUCUGCUUUCUUGGGUGUGAGCUUUAGGCUGUUGUAAAAUUCUUCCAAAAUGGAAACUGUACCCUGGGAGCCUUUUCCCCUACCAUUUCCGUGUGCCUGCUUGUGAGCUGAAGCUCAGUCUGCAUUUUUUAGCCAAUAUUAUUUUAUUCCAGCA